Molecule: messenger RNA, 1718 nt
Organism: Tricharina praecox
Lineage: Eukaryota; Fungi; Ascomycota; Pezizomycetes; Pezizales; Pyronemataceae
Exons: 4
Coding region: 111-1583 (490 amino acids)
Cellular component (GO): nucleus
Source: RefSeq, a predicted model, not a curated record
GAGUUCGUCGAGAGGCACCGUCGGGUGGCAGUGGGAAGGGCGGGGCUGGUUCUCGGGUCAAGGAUAAUAAACAGAAACCUACUGUCGAAAGUCAAAAUGGAGACGAUGAGAUGGUGGCUAGCUCUGACGACGAGAGCAUAAUCACGCCCGCAGCCAGGAAAAGGCAAAAGCCAACACCCACUCCCCCCUCGACCUUGAGGAAGGGUAAGAAGAAGGUUGUCGAGAGUGAAGACAGUGAUCUCGAACUGCCUAUUACGAAAAAGAAGAAGAUAUCGUUGGAUGACGAUGAGGAGAGUGAGCCUACGUUAAAAAAGAACGUCACUUCACUGGAAGACGACAAGAGUGACUUGCCUCCGAGGAAGAGGAAGAGCUUGGUGAGGGGUCUUUCGAAGAAUGACGAGAGUGACCCGGAACUGCCCACUCCGAAGAAGAUGGUUCUAUUGGAUGACGACGAGAGUGAUUCGAAACUACCGCGUAUUCCGGGAAAGAGCUCUUUAUCGGAGGAGAGUAGCAGUGACCACGAACCUCCUACCCAAGAUGAGGAGGAUAUAAAGGAGGACAUGGAGUUGGCUGCGGAGAACGCCAUCUUGGAUAGGAGGGAGCGCAAGGGUGGGUCUAGCAAGAAGAUGUCUUUCAGACAGAGGAUGGCACAUUUACGGGCCAAGCGUGACCGGAAGGCUGGAAUUACUAGCUCGCAAGCCGUACGGUCUUCCACACCUUCAGCUUCUGCUCCUUCCUCUGGCGGAGAUGGAGAUGGUUCCGACUCAACCUCAGGCGAUGAGGACUUGGACAGCUUCGUUGUGGAAGACGACCCCGACGACCUGAUUGGAGCUCCCGAUGUCCAAAUCCCUCUCGAAUUCACUUCGGCUGCACACGAGUCCGACUCUGAGCAGUUCAGGCUCUAUGUGGAGUUCCUGAUACACGAUGUUCUGUUUCCCAAUACCGUCACCAAAGGCGAAGUGGAAACCAAUGCCGUCAGACGUUUGGAGACAGCUGCUGCCUCUUUCGGAAACUCAGUGAUCCAGAGCGGUGCCUGGACGGCUUCAUUCGCCAGAGCACUGAAGGCCAGACCCAACUUGGUUACUGGUGAGUGUGAGAAAGCAGAUCACUGUGAUGCCUGUAACAGGAACAACCAGCAUUGCACCCUCACAGUUCAAUUCUUGGGCCACCGUUACAACAAGGACACUCUCUGUGAUUUGUCGAGUGGUGAGGAAGAAGAAUCAACGGAUGAGCAUGGAGAAGAACUGUUUCCCGAGGACAAAAUCUUCCAGCUUGGAAAAAUGUGUUAUACCAGAGCACGCAGUGCGCAUACUCUGUUCCAUUGGAAGAAGGAGCUCAAGGGCUGGGUCGAGAAGCACCUCGAGUCCACCGGUUACAUUGAUGAGGAUGGCGAUCUCGUGGACCAGUCGAUCGGUGACACGCCGAUUGAGGAUCAGAUGGAAUAUGUCAAGAAGGUCAUUCACAAAUGUCGCAAGGACAUCAAGGAUCUCUACGGCGACUUCAAGCGUACCGUGAAGCAGGCGCGCGAGAGCAUGGAAGCGAAGAAAUGGAGAGGCGGUGAUAAGGCUGGUACCUUCAUCUAAUGGCUGGCAUCGGCACCUUCCCCUCAACUCGCCGAUGCAGUACAUACACCAUGGACGUUCGUUGGGUUUGGAUCUGUUUAUGUCUUCGGGCCAGGCGCAUCUCGGGAAUUCACUUUUACCCCUUCCAUUGUCGGG